Messenger RNA from Drosophila suzukii, 942 nucleotides. Lineage: Eukaryota; Metazoa; Arthropoda; Insecta; Diptera; Drosophilidae. The record is from RefSeq and is a predicted model, not a curated record.
AGUUCAAUCUCAACCAUACGGCGAAGAUUUUAUAAUACAUAAAAAAGAAUGUGUCGGCCACGUUCAAAAAAGAAUGGGCAAACGAUUACGUGAUGUUGUUAAAAACACAACAGUAGAGAAGGAAAUAAAAACAGGAAAAAAAGCUGGUCAAAAAUGAAAGGAGCAAAAGUCUCGGCGGAAAAGGAAAACUUACUGGAAAAACAAUAGACAAAUUAACGGUAUAUUAUGGCUUAGCAAUCAGAAGAAAUUGUGAUUCGGUGAAAAAAAUGAAUGAUGCGAUUUGGGCGACCUUUCUUCAUUACAAGUCCACGAACGACGAUCCACAGCAUCAUAAAUGUCCUGCCGGCGCUGAGUCUUGGUGCGAAUAUCAAAAAGCUUUGGCCACCACUGGAAUAGAAGAUUUUCACCACAGCUAUGAACCUUUUCCGGAUGAGGUGAUAACAGCAAUCGAGCCAAUUUAUGAAGAUUUGAGCAAAAUCGAGCUUCUACAACGUUGUCUUGGUGGAUUUACCCAAAACAACAAUGAAAGCCUUAAUCAACUUAUUUGGAGAAUUAGUCCAAAAGUUUUAGCCAGCAGCCCUACGAUAAUAGAAAUUGCAGCAAAUGCAGCUGCUUGCACCUUCAAUGAAGGUUAUAUUGCAUUGCUAGCAUUUCUUGAAGAGAUGAAAAUCAACGUCGGCCCAAGUGCUCAUGAAUAUGUAAAAACAUUCGACGAAUCUCGAAUUUUGAAAGCUGAAGAAAAGGCUGCGCUUCAGACAAAAGAAGCUAGAAUUCUGAGAAGAAUGGAGCAAAAAGAUGCUUUAGAUCUCGCAGAUGCAGCAGGAACAUUGCUUUAUGGUGCUGGCAUCGACGACUCUAUAUGAUUCUACGAUUUUUAAUCCGGGGCACCGUAAAAGGAUGAACUCUUGACAUGGCCUGACUGAAGCAGCAGCAACUCCGUUA